AUGGUGGGCUACACGACAAAUACGGAUGGGCAAGAGGUCGGUUUUGUUGCAAUGGCAUCGAUUGAUGUGCCUGAAUGCCCUGAAUUUACGGGAUCCAUGAAAAUGACGCGUAUGCGAAUGAAGCGCACGCUAAUUAUAAAUCCGUCCAUCGAGUCAAAAGGGACGUCCGAAUUAUUUGUCAUGGGUGCCACUGAAACGAAUGAGUCAUCCAUCACAGAAAAUGCACAGUAUCGUAUGAACAUGGCAGUGUUGAACGACAUAUCACUUGUAAUCGACUCUCGCAAUAUUGCUAAACAGACGCUAACUCCUCCAAGAAACUGGAUUCCCGACAAAAGUUGUCAGUCUUGCAGUAUCUGUUGCCGAAAUUUCAAUUUCAUGUAUCGUCGGAGGCACCAUUGCCGACUGUGCGGUGACGUUAUUUGCAAGACCUGUUACGUCACUCGUGGCGUACUUGAUUCGGAAGCAGAUCGACCAGUAGACGUAUGCCAAAGGAAGUUUUGCGUCCGAUGUGUCAUGGGUCUACGUGUUAUGGACAAGCGAUUGGAUAAAUUCUCAAGACGAUUCUCCAAGUUGCUGCCACAUAAUAAGGAGCCCUCGAAUUUCUCAGCAAGCACUCCGGAGCACCAAUUAUCCACAGGAAACAUGCUUGGCUCCUUCACCACGUACUUCAAACGUGGCUCAAAUCAGAAGCAUCGUAUCAAUUUAAGUCAGCUUUACAAGCUGUCAGCGACACAGGAGACAAGUCCAGAGAUCGACGAAAAUCAGUCUGGUGGCACUUGUGCUCGAGCCUUCGUUGGAGGGUUUCUAGUGUCGUAUGAUUGUGGUAGCUCCAAGUGCUGUCAGUCUUCGCCCUCUUUGAACUUAUUGCAUUCCAAUUCGUAUGGAAAACUUCGUCAUCUAAGCCGUCACGGCUCAACAGCGAGUUUAGUGAGUAAUUCAGACUCUAUCGAGGAAACGUUAAUACCGAAAAUGGACGAGGUGACUCGGAUGGUGAUCAUCUAA
This is a messenger RNA of Plasmopara halstedii, 1002 nucleotides long. RefSeq names its product Predicted Rho/Rac guanine nucleotide exchange factor/faciogenital dysplasia protein 3. The coding region runs from base 1 to 1002 and encodes 333 amino acids. The record is from RefSeq and is a predicted model, not a curated record. The transcript has a single exon. Gene Ontology annotation, molecular function: metal ion binding. Lineage: Eukaryota; Oomycota; Peronosporomycetes; Peronosporales; Peronosporaceae.